This is a messenger RNA of Engraulis encrasicolus (European anchovy), 3460 nucleotides long. RefSeq names its product NACHT, LRR and PYD domains-containing protein 1b allele 5-like. Gene Ontology annotation, cellular component: cytoplasm. The record is from RefSeq and is a predicted model, not a curated record. Lineage: Eukaryota; Metazoa; Chordata; Actinopteri; Clupeiformes; Engraulidae. The coding region runs from base 305 to 3148 and encodes 947 amino acids. The transcript is spliced from 15 exons. Gene Ontology annotation, biological process: inflammatory response; innate immune response; regulation of apoptotic process.
CACGGACAGAUCACCAUUUUCAUCACUGCAUGUGUCCUCUUCAGCUGGGUGUCAGCCCCGGGAGUUGAGGCUGGAGAGGUAUAAUCUGACAGAGGAGAUCUGCAAUCUGGUCUCUGCUCUGACCUCACACACAUCUACACUCACUGGGGAACGCCUGAAGAAAGAGGAGGUGGAACGAUUAUGUUCUACUGUUAGUCAUCAAGACUGCAGACUGGAGACACUACAGCUGUAUAAAUGUCCCCUGUCAGAGAGGAGCAUUUCUCCUCUGGUCUCUGCCCUGACCUCACACUCCUCACAUCUCACAAUGCUGGAACUGGAGAACACUAACUAUGACCUGCAGGACUCAGCAUUGGAACUCUUGUGUUCUGCUCUUUGCCAUCCGAACUGCAGACUGGAGAUUCUACAGCUGCAUAGGUGUCCCCUGUCAGAGAAGAGCUGUGUUCAUCUGUCCUCUGCACUGACGUCAAAAUCAUCUCGUCUCACACUGCUGAAGCUGGUCAAAGACAGACCAUCAUCAUCCUCAUCAUCAUCAUCAUCAUCAUCAUCACUGACUGUGUCCUCCUCUGCUGGGUGUCAUCCAGACUGCAAGCCCCGGGAGUUGAGCCUGCAAGAGUAUAAUCUGACAGAGGAGAUCUGCAAUCUGGUCUCUGCUCUGACCUCACACACAUCUACACUGUAUGGGGAACACCUGAAGGAAGAGGAGGUGGAACGAUUCUGUUCUACUCUUAGUCAUCAAGACUGCAGACUGGAUAAACUAGAGCUGCAUAGGUGUCCCCUGUCAGAGAAGAGCUGUGUUCAUCUGUCCUCUGCACUGACACACACCUCACGUCUCAUGCAGCUGACACUGAAUGGCACAGACAGAUCAUCAUUGUCACUGACUGUGUCCUCCUCAGCUGGGUGUCAUCCAGACUGCAAGCCGCGGGAGUUGAGGCUGCAGAGGUAUGAUCUGACAAAGGAGAUCUGGAAUCUGGUCUCUGCUCACACCUCACACACAUCUACACUCUCUGGGAUAAACCUGAAGGAAGAGGAGGUGGAACGAUUAUGUUCUACUCUUAGUCAUCAAGACUGCAGACUGGAGAAACUAGAGCUGUAUGACUGUCCCCUGAGCGUUUCUCACCUGGUCUCGGCCCUGAUCUCAAACUCCUCACGUCUCACACAACUGAAGCUGGUCAAAGACAGAUCGUCAUCAUCCUCAUCAUAUUCAUAUUCAUCAUCACUGCAUGUGUCCUCCUCAGCUGGGUGUCAUCCAGACUGCAAGCCCUGGGAGUUGAGGCUGGAGAGGCUAGAGGGCUGUCCCCUUUCGGAGAGGAGCGUUUCUCACCUGGCCUCUGCCCUGACCUCACACUCCUCACAUCUCACAAUGCUGGAACUGAAGAACAGUAAAAACCUGCAGGACUCAACAGUGGAACUCUUAUGUUCUGCUCUUUGUCAUGCGAACUGCAAACUGCAGAAACUGUGGUUGUAUGGCGGUCCCCUGUCAGAGAAGAGUAUUUCUUAUCUGGCCUCUGCCCUGACAUCACACUCCUCACAUCUCACACAGUUGCAGCUGGAGAACAGUAACAAAGACCUGCAGGACUCUGCAGUGGAACUUUUAUGUUCUGCUCUUUGUCAUCCCAAUUGCAAACUGGAGACACUGUGGUGUCCCCUGCCAGAUAAGAGCGUUUCUCAUCUGGCCUCUGCCCUGACCUCACACUCCUCCUGCCUCACACAGUUGGAGCUGGAGCGUGUCUCUAUACCUGAUGAAUCUUCUGCUGACAAGCUGACUGCUCUGCAGAGUGACCCACACUACCAAAAUGCAACCCUCAGGUCUGAGACUGACAGCGUGAUGAUGGUGUUCUACAGGGUGAAGAUCAGAUGUGACCCCGAUCCUUUUGACCCAUAUAAGUGGCAGCUGUUUCUGAGCUGCAGAGUUCUGGAGGACUCAGGAGUGACGACACCGUCUGCUGACCACCAACAGCACAGUCAAGAGGAUGAUGAUGACCACAGUGGUGACACACAGGGCUGUGAAUGCUGUGCUGAAGUUUCAGACACCAGCCACUGGGUCCUGGUGGAGCCGGAGGUUUCCACAGAGAAGAGCGUCUCAACCUACAGCCUGAGCUCUGCUGCAGGGAGCUAUGAGUGCUCUCUGUCUGGUCUGCGCUGGUUAUCUCCUGGUCCAAUCAACUUGCAGUACCACUUCAUGGACUGGCAUGCCUUUGCUAAAGAGCUGGCCCACAUGCAGUGCAGUCCAGCUGGUCCUCUGAUGGACAUCAAGCUCACGUCAGGAGAGCUGGAGGAGAUCCACCUGCCCCAUUUCCUGUGUCUGGGGGCUGGUGAGGCAUCUGUGUGUGAUGCUGUGAGAGUCUUGCAUGGCCAAGACAACGGAGUGUGUAUGGAGGUGUGUGAGCUGACCCGACACCAUGCCAGGCUUCCCCAGCCCUCCCUCUCUCCUCUCGGUAUUCUCUAUUAUGUCACCUCUCUGCUGUUCCCUGUGACGGUGCACUCCAAGGUGCUGGUGUACCAGUGCAGUGAGAACCGUCAGGUCUACCGCUCUUACCUGCUACCUGAGGACGCCAAUCUGAAGGACAGGGUGGAGCGAGAUGAGGCGAAAUUGAAGGGGGAGUGGAUGGACAAUUCGCACCCCAGCAAACCCCUUCUGAUGAAUCAGUCCUACAGCCUGGCCACAGACUGUACCUCUAAGAUCAACCGAGAUCAUCUGGUGCUGAGGUACAGCAGCGACACCCCCAACUUCUUCAAGGUGAAGCUUCCUGAUCCAGGACCUUCCUCCUUCAACAUGCAGCUGUUCAUUUCAGCCAACAGGGAGUUGCCCGUGUGGGAAGAAGAGUUUGAGCACACAGCUGGUCCUCCACAGCAGCCCAGCAGGACCCCCGUGGACCCCCUGUUGGCCGCUGCCUCUCUGGAGGAGAAGAGGGCGCAGCUCAUCCAGAGGGUCACAGAGGUGAUGCCCAUAGCAGACCAGCUCCUCUCUCAGAAGGUCAUUGGCCAGGAGACCUACUCCAACAUCCAGGUUGCUGCCACCACUCAGGGCAAAAUGAGGCUCUUGUUUGAGGGCCUGCGCUCAGCUGGUGGUCAAGGCAAACUGGCCUUCUACACAGUCCUACAAACACAGCAACCCCAUCUAGUGGAGGAGCUGUGGACUGCAAGAUGAAGGCUCUUACAGAAAUCUUGAACCUGCUCUGAUGAGGGUAGAAACCAAAUGAUCUAGCUAAAUCCCAUUACUAACUUCUACCCCUACGCCUUACCCUUGCCCCUCGUCCAGUCAAAUAGGGCUUGAAACUCAACCCCUUCGAAUUGAGACACCCCUUCAACAAUCCCAGAAUGACACCCAUGGCUUUAAAAAAACAGCCUCUCUACAGUUAAACUAACGAUAUUGCUUGUAAUUACUUGCGCAACAAUUUAACACAUUGAGUACAUUGAGUUUUUCACGCCCAUACGUUGUAUACCAAAAUGUAAAAAUACG